This is a messenger RNA of Anthonomus grandis grandis, 14047 nucleotides long. RefSeq lists its product as uncharacterized. The record is from RefSeq and is a predicted model, not a curated record. Gene Ontology annotation, molecular function: protein binding. The transcript is spliced from 12 exons. The coding region runs from base 382 to 6261 and encodes 1959 amino acids. NCBI's taxonomy places the organism in Eukaryota, Metazoa, Arthropoda, Insecta, Coleoptera, Curculionidae.
UAGCUAGAUUUCCUUUGUUUUGUACAGAAUAUGGCUGCCAUAUUUAGUUUAGAUGUCUGUUUUCAAAAGUUCUUUGAAAUUUGUGCUAAAAAUCCUAUAAUAAUAUAAGAUUCAGCAUUGAAAUCGGGUGGAAUGUAACGUGAAAAGUGCAUGGACUAAUUGGAACGAUUUAAUUUUUAUUGCCCCACAGUUUUAACCGUAAAAUGUUAGUGUUUACAUCGGUUUUGGAAAGGUUUGAUUUCGUUUGUAUUUUAAGGUAUUACCGUUGACCUGGAGCCCCAAACAGCAGAAAAGGGUGGCGGUGGGGCGGCCACUCCAAAACCUCCUUUUGCGGAGGACAAAGAUGCGUCGUCCCGCUGCACGAAAUCUCCCGGAGAAGACAUGAGUGUAUGCGUGGAAACCAGCACUGCCGCGCAGCUCAUCCAGCAGCCUGUGGCGGUCACCCUGUCCACUUUACCGGAAGUGAUUCUUCCCACCUCAUCAUCAACGAGCCAUCCGGCUCCGGGGCCGGUCAGUUUAACCAUCGAAUCCGCCAAGAUUAAACCGGAACAACUACCGCUCCAAACAGCACCCAAAAGUAUCGCCAAGUUGGUGGUAACCACGCCGCAACAUGGCGCGUCCACCAUCACCACACCCGUCUUACAAAAAGUGGUAAACAGUCCCUUGAUCACCGUAUUAAACUCCACAGGUCCACUGACGGUGGUCAAGAGUCUUUGUGUCAGUUCGGUGGUCAGUACGGCGCCCCAUUACACCCUAGUCAAUACGGCGGCGCCUUUGAACGUCACGAAUGCAGCUGGAAAACCGCCCACGAUCACCGUUUUGAACUGUGCGUCGUUGGCCAGUCAGGUGACGGUUGUCAAGACUAUAACAGCGCCGCCCCCGGCCGUAUUGGACAAACAGCAGACGGAUGUGCCCGCUAUACCCGCCGGUACCAUUGCUACAGCCGUUAUCGAGAAUAGGGGACACAAUGUAUUCGUUAAGAAUACGUGUCCGGAUUCGGGAGUGUCCGAUGUGGUUGCUCAGGGUCACAAGUUGCUCACCGCCGCCAAUUUUUCUACUGGAAACGUAAUAAGCAACAUUACAGCGGUAACGAAACCACCAUCCACAGCCAACGGACAAAGAAGCAAAUUAAAAAUCUUAAGUAACGUCCAGAUUGCCAGCGGUUCUCAGCCGACCAACGUCAUACUCAACAAAACGCCCGGUUUGCCCCAACCCAGGUUCAACGUUACCAGCGCCCCCAACAGGCCAACAACAAAGUUAAUGGGAGUGAACGCGAACCCUCCCGCCAAAUAUUUACCGAAAUCGCCGAACAAUGUGAUAAAAUCAACGGUGGCUCCGGCCUUAAAGUCCCCGCAGGACAAACCGCCCAAAAUGCCGCCGCAUCCCCCCAUGCAAAAAGGUCCGCUCAUGAAAACCGUUCCGCAGGGAAACUUUUCGCAGAAACAACAACCGCAGCAACAACAGCAAAGCAUCAAAACAUUAUCGCCCCAACACAAAAACAUCCCCGGGCAAAUGCAAAGAACCGGCUCCGGUUUGAGAACGAUCCCGCCGCAGAGACCGCAAAAAGUCGCCACCAAGACGAAUUACAUCGGCAAACACGCGGUUCAAGCUCAAAAAGUGAAACACACCUCUACGGCACACGCGAAAUUAAAACCAGUAAGGCCCCCAACGGUCAAUAUGUACGGGGGUUAUCACCACUCGGGGACCAUUCACGAGAAACAAUUGACCUUCAACCAAGCGCUCACCGCUCAAAUAAUCGAAACUUUAAGUAAUACGAGUGCGGCACCGCCCCCGAACCGUUUCGAAACCUCGCGGUACGACAGCGCCUUCAAUUGCCCCACGGAGAAGCAAGUUAUUACCGAAUCUGCCUCAGCUAAACCGAGCGAGGAUAAAGCGAAGAGCGGCCUGGACGCGCUAUCGUUGAUCUGUCAAGCGGUUUUGCUGGAUCAUAACUACAAUGCCACGUUGCCGAGCGAGCAGCCGCCCCCGCGACAAACUCCACCGAUAAACACGCAGGCUCAAAUUAACGGGGUGCCGCCCAUUAGUAUUUACUCGUCGAUACAGAGCAAGCGGCGCAUUAUGGUGCCGCCGAGUUCUUUAAUUCCGCCGCCCCAUUCUGUCGCUCCCACUUUGGUGCCCAGUAAUAACGUUCCGGUUUUAGGGAGUGACAUGAAUCAGCGGGGGGGCGGCGGCGACGACGACGCCGCCUCGGACAUUUCUGAUAUUUCUGAUCGGAAACACGAUACGGAAGGGGAGGAGACUGAUACCGCGCCGGAAGCGGAAGACGUGAAGAACGAGGAACAUUAUGGAGAUUAUGUGACGAGGUGCAUUUGCGGUUACUUACAUGACGAUGGUUAUAUGGUGGAAUGUGAUAAGUGCAAGGUAUGGCAACACGUGCAGUGUGUAGUGAAAAACAAACAGAUCCCCGACGAGUACCUCUGCGAGGAAUGCGACCCGACCAAACCGGUCGAUAGGUCAAAAGCCCGCCUGAUCCAGCAACAAUGGAUCAGAGAGCGACAGCUGAUCGAGCCGAAGAUACGUAAAGAGGCAAAAAUGAAGGACACGCUGCGAAACAAGGAUCAUAACGUGACCGAUUCGGAUUCUUCGGACGGAGAACAGCCGCAGCAGCAGCAGCAGCCGAUGGUGCGUCAUAACAACCUGUUGGCGAAGAAUCGACUGCCGGCACCGGCCCGCCGAAAGCCCGAAACCGUAAAGACAAAGAAAGACAACAAGGAACCGAUAAGAAGACAGAAACGAAAAGAGAAGAAAAUCGUGAAACGGAAAACGAAGUUGCAAAGUAAACAGCCGCAACAGCAGCAGCACCAGCAUACGUCGCACAGCGACGACGAGAACCAGGACACGUGGUCGGCGAAUUUGCCGCAAUUGAGACAGUGGAUCGAGGAGUACGAGGUGGCGGUAACCAACCACUACUCCCCGGAACUAAGGGCUCGGAUAUCGAGUAUACGAGUGAACGGGGCGCACGUGGACUCGAGCGUAAAUUAUGACGAAACCGUUUGUAAUUGUCGCAUACACACGCAACCGCUCACGGAAAUCAAAUAUUUGGUCAGCACGGUGGAACUGACGCCCAAUACACCGAUCAUCGAGCUCAGGGGGAAAUAUAUGCUGUCCACUCAGCAUCGGCACCAAGGCGGUUCCUUAACCACCAGGCAGCACACCCAAAGACCCGGCCCGUUCGUCUUUUUCUACCGAUUGCACAAGGACAAUACGGAAGUGUGCGUGGACACCCGGACGUACGGGAAUAGCGCGAGGUUUAUCCGUAGAUCGUGUAAACCGAACGCGGAACUGCGACACUGUAUAGAAAAAGGGGUCUUGCACUUGUACAUUGUGGCGAUAACGGACGUGGAUAAGAACUGCGAGUUGACCAUCAAACAUGAAUCUCACGAUCUGGCGGCGGUGGGUACGACGCAGAUCGCGUGCGCUUGCGGUAAACAGGAGGAGUGCUCGGUGAACAAGACGAGCAUAAAGAAGAACGGGGAAACGCAGGAGGUGGUCGGUAGGAAGAGGCGAGGACGGCGGACCAUUUCUGCCAAUUUGACCUCGCCCGAUUUGAAGAGUCCGGUCAAGGAGAUACCACCGCCUACGCCGAUUUGUGAACCGGAACCCGUACCGCCCCCAGUAAUCCCACCACCGCCACCUGCGGAGCCGCCAGUCGCCGAGCCAGAGGUGAAGAAAGAACCAGAGGCACCGGAAGAGCAUAAAAUCGAUGAAAAAGUCAAAGAAGAAUUACACGAGACAGCGGAAACAAAAAUGGAAGUGAAGGAAGAACCCGUGGAACUCCAGGAAGAACCCAAAUCCGAGCCUGAUACAGUUGAGGAGAAAAAAGAGGAUCUACCAUCAGAGCCCAAAGAAGAACCAAGUCCACCCUCGCCUCCCGCCAUUCCGGUUAAAACGGAAAUAAAAAAAGAGAAGGUGGAAAGGCCGUUAAAAGAAGAGAGAGCCAAAAGUCCUCCGCUAACUCCAAUAUCGACAAGGAGGGCGUCGCACCACAAAUCCGACAAGGAGGACUCGAGCAAAGAGUCGGACGGCAAAGAAAAGAGCACCUCCAGUACGAAAUGUAAAAAGCUCAGUCGCGAAGAGAGAAAACUGGAGGCUAUUCUGCGUGCGAUCGAGCAAAUGGAGAAGGCGGAAAGCAAAAAGCAGGAACACCAAGCGAAACAGGCGAACCGUAGGGAAUCGGAACCGGGGGCGAACAACAACCCGCCCGCGCCCAAAGAGGAGGAAAAACCGGAACCGAAAGCGAAGAGACGAAGAAGGAGAGGUCGGGCGCGUACCACCAGUACUAGUACGGCCCACACUCGUCGCAGCAGAUUGAACUCCACCGAUUCCUAUAUGACUUCCGGGGAUGAGAAUUUACUUUCACCGAACGAUAGCGGUUCAGCCGUUGCCGCGAAGGAUAACAGCGAGCACCAUCAUCAUCAGGAGAAUAAGGCGGCUGGACUGCUUUUGGCCUUGUCCAAUGGCGAUCCGGAGAAUGGUUCCGGAAGGCGUCAGAGGAAAUCGACUGCGAGUGCCGCACAGGAACACGAUUCCAGUUCGAAUUCGGCGCAUUCGUCGCCGGAAACGCCGCAGCUCUCUUCGGCUUGUUUGCUGGUACAGGCGGCCGUCGAGACUGUGGAGUCCGGCUUCAAGUUUCCGAAAACCAAAAAGGGGUUAAUGAACGAGUGGUUAAACAAAACGCCCGAUCCGGUACAGCCGGCCGGUUCCGUGCUGUCGUCGUCGCUGUUGCCUCAUCUCGGCUUGCAGGGCGGCGAAGAGUCCUCCUCGAACAGCAAAUCGUCGUCGAGUUCCACCCCGGUCACCCCCGUGGGCGAAGGUCCGUCGCGAAGGGGCGCCGGUAACGCCGGAUACGGCAAGAAACGCUGGCUACGGCAGGCGAUCAGCGAAGAUCAUUCCGGCGACAGUCCGGUCGGUAGACCAGAUUCUCCGCCAAUCAGCGACGCGGUGGCUCCGCCAAAAAAACGAAAAUUGCCGCGCGAAUCGCUGUCCAAUGACAAUUCGCCGCCGAACACGCCGACCAAUAGCGGUCCCCCAAAAUUCAUCGAUACGCCCAGAACGAGCCAGGAAGGUUUCGAAAACGUUUAUAGCGGGGCGGAGGGCGACAGUCCCCCCUCGCACAUCCUCGAAUCCGACGCGGAAUUAAAAGAACGUGCGGUCAAAAUGCGACAAGAGCUCGAAAUUGGGGCGAAUACUUUCGCAGAUGAUAGAAGAACGUCCCUGGAAUGUAGUACCGGGGGCGGUGGCCUUUUUUGCGGCAGCGAACAUCUCGUCGGCACCGUGGAAAAAACACUGAGCAUUUUCGGGUUCGAGAGCAACAGUAGUAGUAAGCCGCAAGUUAAUUUACCGGUGAAGAGAAAGGUAAAGCUCUCGAUAACCGAAUAUCGGCAAAGAAAGAGACAGACGACGGACAAAACCGACGACCAGGAAGGAGAUAACGAGACUCACGAGGACAACUCCUCCGAGUCGUUCAAGGGGGAAAUGGUGACGGCGCCGAAGACGAGGUCUCGCAGCUCGAGCAGCAGCUCCUCCCUGAGCAGUUUCGAGGAUCUGUCUCCUUCGGAAGUGGUCCUCAAAGCUCCGGUUUUUAAUUGCGAACCGACCGAGUUGGAGAGACAACGGGAAAUUUCCAGUUUAAGGUUGAAGAAGGCCUUUGGUUUGCCUAUUAAUGAUGAAUCUCGAAAACCGCCAGUAAUAGACAUGGCCUCGAUCCUAAACUGCGACCUGGAGCACAAAAUAAAACCGUCCUCGUACACGCCACUCGCCUGUUACUCGGACCUCUCGAUGUCGCCCACGUUAAGAGCUCCCGAUCGUACCUUCACUCCCUUGCUACCGCCGAUCAAGGACCACGAAACCGACAGUUCCGAUAAAACCGUGACGCAAUCGGACGAUUGUACCACGGUGGAAAAGGAGGAAGAGGUGGACCGAAUGGAGAUCGGGUGCGAUAAGGAGGACGUGGUGGUGCCCCCUAUCGCGGAUGUGGAGAUGAAGGUGUUGGACGGAGAGGACAAUACGACGGAGCUGAACUUGUUUUAUACGCCCGAUGACGAGGAGGAGAGGCCCGGUUGCUCCUUUAAGGAUCCCGAGGUGACUUACGUGCCGCCAUUUAAUAAUCCGGUGUAUCCUAACAGUAAUUUUGGAAGCUUUAGUUCGGCUCUUGAUGAUGAUCCACGUUACCAAAGUCGAAACCCGUCUCCGCCGCCGCCGUCGACGUCGUCCGUGUCGUCAGACUACGGUACCUCUUAGUGAAAUUAGACUAAUUCGAAUUUCAUAAAACAUAUUAUUUUAUAAGAGAGUGCAAUCAGAAUAUUUUUUAAAAUAGUAAUUUAAACUAAUAUCGUAUCGGUUAAGAAGGUGUACAUAAUUGUUUUUAUUUUUGGAGAUUUAUAUUUUUUAAUUUAGUGACCGUUCGUACUACUUACCUGCAAGAACGUUGAUAUACUACUACUACUACUACUACAGACCCAGUGAGUUUAGUUUAUUUUUUUUUUUGGCAGUUUAUUUAUUUUUUUCCUUGGUUUUCUUGACACUCGAGAGUAACGGUUUUGUUAAUGAAAUUCGCUUAAUUUUUAAGACCGUGUAAAUGUGUGUACACUUGUAUAUAGUACGUUAGGAAGAUAACUUUUUGUUUCUUAAGGGUAUCCUCGUGCAAAAGAUGAUAAAUUAAACCCACAUGUGAGAACUCGGUUUUUCGGAUAAAAGCAGCAGCUUGCACGACGAAAUAAUGAAAAAGUACAAAAUUAUUUAAGGGGUGAUCUCGCAUUUUAACAGUUAGAUUUUUUUUUUAAUUGUAUAAUGGUUAUAAGUUUUUUUUUUUUAGUAACAUGAUUAUCCGACAGAUUAGUUAUGUUAUUAACGUUUCUUUUUCUAUUGAAGAGUUGUUUGGGGCCACAUAGUAAAUAUUUUAGUUUAUUAGACGUUCGAUAAGAGUUUAGGGGGUUAGGGUGAAAUGUUGGUACUAAAGGUAUGUAAUUAGUAAGGAGCUAUUUUGUUGGCCGGCGUAUUUCGUGAAAAAAUGCUAUAUAGUUGGUUUUUUUUUAGUAGACAGUGAUUAAUUUAUGUCGACGUUUCGACUGUUUAUUUAGCAUCCUCCGGACGCUAGAAUCGUUAUAAUUUGUAUCGUAUUGUUUCUUGUUUUAAUUCAAUUUUAUAACUUCAAACAUUUUGUUGCUUUUGAUCUGGUAAGUUUUUCUUGACACAGAACAUUUUGUAUUGUAUUUAUUUUAAGACAUUUUCUUGUGUUUAUGACUUCGUUUAAUAAUAUGCCAGUUCCAAGGAUGUAUACAGACUAUUUCAGAAAAAUGGUCUUAACUUCACUUAAAAUCAUCUUACUAUUAAAGUAAGUUGAUUUUUUUUGAUAAUCCCUGUAAUUAAAACAUUCUUAUUCAAAAUAGACUACUCUCAAAGUAUGUGAACAAAGGAGGGAGAAAGUAAACUCAAAGUCUAAGUCUCAUAAAUCAAGCGUCUAUUUUAGGUUACGCGUUUUGCCGUAUUUAGCCCUUUCAGUGACAAUUAUUUGUAAGAACUUUAAAAAUUCUGAUAUUUUAAAAAUAAUGUUAUUAUGCUUAGCGGAAAGGCAUUUUAUCUUAAAAAAUUGUUUUUUUUUUUUGUUUUUGGUAUAAUUUUUGAAUGUUGUCAUUUGACGACAUUGUGACCAAAGGGUUGCUUCACGAUAAAAUAAAAGUAUGUAGAAAUCCGAGAAGUACCUUUACAGCCCAUAAGUUUGCAUCUUGAAGCUGAUUGUUUAUCCUCGUGAAGAGGAAAAUGUCCUGUAUUGUCGAAGCGCACAUCAUCGAUGGGUCUAGUUUUUUGGUACUUUCUCUUUUUUGGAAGUGGACUUAAAAGUGAUUCAUUUGAAGGUCUUCCUCUUUUUCUUGAUACAGCAUUACACGCGAUCAAAGCUUCUGCGACGUGGCUCCUGUAUCAAAUGUAUCAAAUCCAAGAUUUCUUUCGAUGGAAUGUCCAUUUCUUGUGCUUUUUGUCUGUACUCAAAACAUGCGUUAGUACAAGCCAUGUCGAUGGCAUGUGUAAACAUUCGCAAAGUCCACUUCCGUGAUCUAAUGAAUGUUCUGUAAAUCGAAAUCGUGCAAUCUAACUUAUCAACGCCGCCCAUGUAACGGUUAUAAGUUUUUACUACUUCUGGUCUCGGCACCAUGACGUACUCUUUACUGACUUUAUUCCAGCGACGGCAGUUAUCUAUUUUGCCAGAACCCAUAAAAUUUGAGGCCAUAAACAGAGGCUUGUUGUCUGUCACACCAUUUGGUCAUAAUAACCUCACCAUCUUCACUAAUAAUUUCUUCCAUAGAUCCGCGUUGCAUUUCCUUGUCUGAGGUGAAUGGUGGCUUAUUGAAUCUAUCUUUUCUAGCUGUGCAUGUGGCAUAUAUAUUUUUAUGCCUAAGAAAUUGCAAUAAAUUAUAAUUGGAGAAAUAAUUGUCAAAAUACAACUGAAUAUUUUGUACGUCUAUUCUUAUUGAUAAUUUUGCUACAACAGCACCUGCAAGGCCGAAAACUUUUUUUUCUAUGUCUUCUAAUUUGGUUGUUGAUCCUUCAAAUAUAAUAAAAUCGUAGAGUGUCCCACUUUUUCCACACAGAGCGAAAAUUUUUAUACCCCAUGGUGACGGUUUACGUUCAAGGAGCCCUUGAAGGGGACCAUUUGUUCAUCAAUGCAUAGCUCACUUUCUUCAAAAGGCAGAGAUAUACAUCUUUGUCUUAUUGCAUCCAAAAAAGAGGCCUUACUUUCCAGAAACGAUCAUUGUUUUGUGGAUCCUUUUCCUCGACAUUCACAAAAUGAACAUGCAUUCGAAUUUUAAAAAAUCUGUUGAGAGCCAUACAAUCUGCUAUACGAGGUAUUCUUAAGUUUGAAUCCCAAUAGAAACGAACCCGGGGAUCGUUAUUGUCAAUAACGAUACACGAUGGUGUAAACUCAUUUUAUUUUAUAUUUUUUAUUGAUGCUAGCGUGUGGCUUUUGUAUUUAGAUAGGUCUGAUGAUGCCCUAAUACGUCGAAACGCGUAACCUAAAAUAGACGCUGGAUUUAUGAGACUUACUUUGAGUUUACUUUCUCCCUCCUUUCUUCAAACAUUCUUAAGUUAAAAAAAUAUUGAGUUUAUUUCAACGUUUCGACUACUUAUUUAGCCCUCCUCAGGGCAGGAAUUUGUGUGCUAAUAAUUAGUAAAAUAUAAGUAUUUCUUCGUAAGCCAGUUAUGUUUUUUUAUUAAGGAAGGUCUAGGCUCGUUAGGGUAUCAGGAUUUAGUUGAACUUUAAUAGGUUAUGUUUGGCAAUUGAGGGGUCCAGAAGUAAAAGGGUUUAAGUGCAUUUUUGAUAAAGCUGAGAUAAAUUACUUUAAAGUUUACUUCAAUUUGAAAAUUCCAGGAGUAAUUUUAAAAACUUAUGUUAACACUUAAAUUUUAUUUAAAGAUUAAAAAAAGUUUCAAACAAAUAAUAUUUACUUAAGGUAAAAAGUUAUGCGGGUAUAGUGAAUAAAAUUAAGUCCAAAUACUAUACUAAACUCUAUUUUAGAAAAAAAAGUCUUAUUCAUAAUCAGAAUAUAAUAUUUCGACGACUUCAUUAGUUUCUUCGUCUGACUCAGCUGGUCCCGGUUGGGAUUGAUCUGUAUCAGACACUUUUUGCCUCGAUGUCCUGGUAUGUGCUUGUUUCUUUUUUACUUUUUUUGUUAUUGCUUCCCCGUCGUGCUUUAUGUUUUUGUAAAAGGUAUGAUGAAUCGGCGGAACGUAAUUCAAUAAACUAAAUUAGUUUUUGUAUUUAGCGACUUUAAUGUUUAUUGAAGUUUUAUUCAAAGGCUUUAGUAUUGAAAACUUAAAAACACGGACGCCCAACUUGUGAAGUUCCUAUCAUACAACUGCGAAAGUCUAUAUCAGGGUUUAAGGUAUUCUUGUAUCGAAAUGUUAGUCUUUCACCUUUAUAAUGAGCAAACCAGCAAAUUUCUUUCCAUUUUAAGGAAAAGCGUCGCUAUUUUUUUGGGUUGGUUCAUCAUUUCAUUGAACGACAAAAAAGAGUAAAAAUCAUCUUUGUUCAUAUUGCACACUAUGAAGUUGGACGAUGUGUCCCUUAUUACAGUCUCCCAAUCUGCUGGGAUAAAAACUUGAGGAAUUUGCCUUUUUUUCUUCUCAAUUAAACCAAAACUACGGUCACAUUCCAUGUAGGUGUGCCCGGUUUCAAGAAACUUUUGGUGAAUCUCUGAUAUAUUUGUAGCUUGAACAACAAAACUAAAUAGUUUAGAAAUAUUUUUAUUCUUAUUCUGUCCUCCACACGAAUCACUGUAUGCAACAAUCUUGGUAACUGUAGAUGGAAGACUUUAAAUACAUUUUAUUAAGCAUGAGCCUAUCUCCUAUGAGCCCUUGGAUGCAAUAGUUUCAUUCCAUACAAACAUAUGACUUUUUCCAUUCAGUAAGUCAAAGACACAGAAAUUGUACGUCCAUACCUUUUUUAAUCACGUCUUCAUUUGUAGAGUGUUUUACUAGAUUUUGUAAAUUAUCACAACGAUUGCAGGUGUCACUAUAGGGUUUGUGGAACCGUAAAUUAAAUGCCUUAUUGAAAAUAAACCUAUAAUAGGACUCUUUUACUGGUAAUUCUUGUUUGUCACUACAAAACUCCCGAUAUAAUUUGUACAUCUUAUUGACACUCGGUUCUCCUGAGAUAUACUUUGUGUUUAGAUUGUCUUUUCUAGAAUAAUGGCUACUAUACUUUGGAAACAUGUUUAUGUGAGAAAUAACAAGAUUCUUGCACGAUUCCUUUAUUUUAUUUGGAGGCUUCUUUUUGCCACGCUUGUCAGAUUCAAUCAUGUUAAGAUCUGUAGUUUUUUUGCAAACAAUCUGAAAUCGUCGCACAGAAAUGUCAAAAGUGCGUAAAAAAAAAGUUGUUUACAAACUCGUUUCUCUACUAAAAAUAUAACGGUGCUGUAGUUUUUAUUUUUUGUAACAGCUGUGGCUGUACUGAAUUUUUUUAAUGCAAGAAGAUAAAAAUGCAGUUUGCAGGUCGUAGGAAGAAAGUUCAUAAAACUUCUUAAACAGGUCUUUUCUUUGGGCCUCACUAAUAUUUUCGUUGCACUUAUAUCUACAAACGUGAGGCUAUUCCUUUAGGCAUUCCGUACCUUAUUUUUUCUUCCAAUAUACUUUUUUCCUUCGGUGCGCAACCUUUUAGCAGUGUUAUCUUUCCACCCUUUUUGACGUCGUUUCCUUUGUCUAGUUUUUGCUGGCGUUACAUGUACAUAUUCAUUUUCAUGUUCAACUUCUACCUCUUCAUGGCUUUCAACUUCUACUUCUUCAUUUUUCUCAGGAACAUAGUCCGAAUCUUCAUCAGUCUGAAACGGAUCAGUUUCUGUAAAAAAAAACACAAAAAUGAAACAGAGAAAACCUGCAGAUGAUAUCAAAAUUAAACGCGAAAACAUCGAUUAGAACACCCUAUUUUUUUUAAAACAGGUAUCUAAUAUUGUAGCUUAAAAACUAUAAUUUUGCAAUAAAUUCAAGUAAAAAAAGUUUUAGACUGUGCUGAGACUCCAUCCCGUUAAUGUAAUUCCUUUGUAUUGUGACCCAAACGCCUUAACUCUACACUAUCUUGACUAUAAUAUCCAUUUUUGCAGUAGAUACAACAGUUCCAGUCGAACAAUAAAAAUGUAGAGACGGGAAAGGAAUAAGGAAAAAUUUCACAAUCCAAACAUGGUUUAUGAAACGCGUUAAAAAACUACCCUUGUUUCUUAUGCAGGCGUGAAAAUAAAAUAUUUUUAAAAUAAUUCAACCUAACAUUUUGUUAUUCAUAAAGAUCUCUUAAGUUUUAUUAUUUUAUACAAAAUUAAUGUACUUUCCAUCGGUUUCCCAGUAACAACACUGCAAAAUAAAUGUAUUUCUAAAUCAAACUAAGUAAAACUUCGACAAUAACAUUCAACCGUCAAACAAUAAUGGCUGUCGAAACUUUAGAAGUAAAAUGGUUCAAGUGCACUUGAAUCAUUUUACCAGAUACCUUACUAGUGGAUAUUUUGAUAUGCUUUCAAAGAUUCCGAGAGAUGGUGAGCCAGGGGACGUUGCAUGAGCUUGAAUCAUUUUACCUCCAAGUUAGGAUAACCUUUAGGUAUGAUAUUCUGCAGUUAGACGAUUUAUUUAAAAAAGUGCACAUGAACCUUUUUACUUCCGGGCCCCUCAAUUGUAAACUAAAUGCACUUUUCUCUGUAUCUCAUUGAAGCAGUUUUUCUUUUUAAAGCGUUUUAUUCAACUUGUAGAACAAGGUUUUAACAAUUUUAAGGAAUGUUUCUUAAUGUUUGUAUCAAUUUAGAACAUCAAUAAUUAUUUUGCUUGGACGAUCCACGAUCUCUGUACGUUAAAUUAUCCAUUAAAAAGCUGAAUCAUGAAAUCCACUGAUAAUAUUGAAGUAAAUCAUAAUAUCGUCAAAGUUUUAAAACCUAUUGUUGAAAAAAAUUAAAUAUUUUUUACAGUUUAGCCUUAAAACAUGAAAUUUCAAUUUCCUAACGGUCAAGAUAAAAAUUUAAAAUCAUAAAAUCGUGAAAUUUAUUAAUGAGACCUUGCAAUCUUAAUUUCAAAAUUACAAUGGCAAAUAUUAACCCUUAAAAUCGAAAUAGAAAACCUAGUAAUUUAACGCAAAACCUUAAAAUUUGAACCUUCUAACGAUGAGAAAUCCUAAUCUAAACUUAAAACACCAUAAUCGUUAAGAAAUUUCAACUCUUAAAUUGAAAAACUUGGAUUUUAUCUUAAAUCUUUUAAAUGUCAACCAUCUAACAUUGGACAAUAUUAAGGCUUUAAAUCAAAAUUUCAAAUUUUGAAAUUUCGAUUUCCUAACUUUAAUUAGCAUCUCAGACUUUUGAUCUUUUAAAAUUGAAGAUCUUGAAAUUUAUCUUAGAAUCUUGAAGUCUUAUUCUCCACCGUUGAAAAAUAUUAAGCCUUAAAAUCGAGAUGAAAAAUCUGGUGAUUUAUCUCAAAAUGUUGAAACAUUAAUCUUUUAAUGUUGACAAUCUUAGUGCUUGAUUAAAAAAAAAAUAUCAGAAAUCCUUGGAAUUCCGAUUUCCUAACCUUCAGUUGUAUUAAAACCUUAAUCUAUUAAUGUUGAAGAUUCUUAACUUUCAGAAAAAAUCUGAAAUUCAUGAAAUGUUGACCAUUUAAUAUUUGAAAUCCUUAAAAUUUUGACGCUUUAAUUGAACAUUUCAAAUCUUGGAAUUUGUCAUAAAUCCUUGAAAUGUCAAUUUCCUAACCUUAAUUGUCUCUUUUAGUUAAUAAGCUGAUGUAAAAAAACUUCCUUAUGGACUGUAAAAGCCUUUUUUCGAUUAAUUCGUCCAGCAAAGUGGCUCCUAAAGAAAAUGCUUUGCUACGCAGCUUUAAUUGUGAUUAUGAAUCAAUAAUUAUUGAUAUUAUUGUGUCUAAUAAACCUAAAUCGGAGGCCCCAAAUAUAUUAUAGUUACGAUAUAGAAACCUAGUUCUAACUAUAUUGUUUUAUAGCUUGUAUAGUACAUUGAUUAGUUGCGCCGACAUGGAAUAACAUCACAAAUGGAUCCUGUGGUUUUUUUUUAUGUAAAUAUUUCGCUCUUGUGUACAUAGGUACCAUAAUAUUAUUUAUAAUAUUUUUUUUGUAAUAUUACGUACUACAUCCAGUGUUAUGUUACUUUUCCAUUAAUUUAUUUAUAAAAAAAAUUUAGAAAUUGUUAUUGUAAUCCUAAUGCCGAUUGCAGUAAGGAUUGUUAUUGUUUUCUAAAAAAAAGAUAAAUAAAUAAAAAUGAAUCUUGGCGCGGACGGGCGCGCAUUUGGCGCUUUGUACAAAAUUUCGUAUAAAAAUUACAAAAAAAAAAUUAUUCGUACUGUCAGUAUUAUUAAGGGGAAGGGGGGUGCCGGGGGUUGUAUAAAUGGGUGAACAAAGUGCGUCCGUUCCAUGUAAAAAUAGAUAAAAAAAUUUGUCAAUGGUAACUUCAACGACAUAAAAUAACUAUUUUAAUAUGUAACAAGGCUGUAUAUAAAACAUUAAUAUUGAUGUUGGUACGAUUUGCGUACAAUUAUUAAAAAGUCUUUGAAAAAUUAA